Molecule: messenger RNA, 3684 nt
Organism: Leptinotarsa decemlineata (Colorado potato beetle)
Lineage: Eukaryota; Metazoa; Arthropoda; Insecta; Coleoptera; Chrysomelidae
Gene: Pbp95
Product: proximal sequence element A Pbp95
Biological process (GO): snRNA transcription by RNA polymerase III; snRNA transcription by RNA polymerase II
Cellular component (GO): snRNA-activating protein complex
Molecular function (GO): RNA polymerase II cis-regulatory region sequence-specific DNA binding; RNA polymerase III type 3 promoter sequence-specific DNA binding
Source: RefSeq, a predicted model, not a curated record
UAGUCAACAAGGAAUAUUACUGGAGUUUUUUCCCCAACACCAAAUCGUUAUUUUUACACCUCGACACUGUUUCGAUCACCAAGUCAACAAGGAUUUAGGAAAUUUUGAAUGGAUUUUUUUUUAAAUUCUAGACACGUUUCGCUAACACCGCAGCUUCAUCAGUAGUAAUAAAUAGUAUAGUACACAUUGGUCUACAAUUCUUAUAUACAACAAUUUUUUAUCAGAAUAAAGGACGAGAAAAUGGAUGACGAAGCGGAUUUGAACAAAAUGCUAGAAGUCCUCAAGCAUAGUAAAGAGGAAAACGAAGACGAUGACGAAUUUCAGUACGGAGGUUUCAUAAAUUAUGAUGAUAGUGAUUUGGAAGAGUGUUUCGACGACGAAAACGCAGACCUAAUAGAACCUUACGAAUCCCAGGACUGUCUCAACUCUCUAGAUCUAAGCUCAUUGUACAAAUACAAUCCGAUAUCCUCGCUCAAACCCGAAGAGAAGCGAAUAAUCGAUUCGUGCUCCGACCCAGAUCUGAAAAAGAUCCUCCUGCUGAAUCGACAGAAGAACAUGCACCUCAUCCAGCUGUACAAAAAAAUCAAAGACCUGCUCAUAGAGUGUAAACAAAACAUAGUGGAAAAGAAUGAAAUCUUCAAGCAGUGCAAGGAUGCGACUAGAGGAACGCACUUCACAGCUGGUGCGUGGCGUUUGGGGGCCCCUUACUUCAAAGACAGACAACUGUACUGUUGUCCCUCUAACAAAGAUACUCUUAGGAAGCGGGCAAAUAACGAAUUGACCAUCUAUGACGUGAUGCCUAGCCCCAAAUGGACCAGGUCUGAGUGCGAGUUACUGGUAGACGCUGUCAAAUUGAACUAUAACAUCAAUCAGCAAAGUGAAGUGAAUCGGAAGAUCAUAAAAGUCACUUCGAGCGGAGGAUCAAAAGAGGAACUCGAAGAGCUGAAUGCGAGGCUUCAGGAAUUGAGCGAAAAUGGCAAUAGCGAGAUUCCCCCUCUGAAUUCGGAUGAAAAUAUUGAUUGGGAAAAAGUGUCAGAGGUUUUCAUUGGAGAAAAACACUCGGAUUUCGAAUGCCGCUCCGUCUGGCACGUCCACCUGCACCCGUCGUUCAACAACGGCCCCUGGACCGACGCAGAGAAUGUCAAGCUUCGAAAACUCGUCGAGAAGUAUAAGUGCCAGCGAUGGGACGAGAUAGCCAAAGAACUCGGUACGAAUCGCUCGAGUUUCAUUGUUUGUUCCCACUAUUUCAGCAGGUUGUACUCGAAAUUUAAAAAGGGGGACUUCACGUUCGAGGAGGACAGGAAACUGCUCGAAGUGAUCAACAAGUGUCGCAUUGGUUCGUACAUACCGUGGGUCAAAGUCGUGAAACAUUUCAAGUUCAGGACGAGGUCGCAGCUCCAUCAUAGGUAUACGUAUUACCUCAGCCAGAACGAUAAAAAGUCGGGCAAAUUCUCCGAAGCGGAAGACAUACUGAUAAUGAUAUGCGUCGACAAAUUCGGCACCAACUACAAAAAGUGCACCGACUACAUAUCGAACCGCUCCCCCAGCCAAAUCAAGGCGAGGUACAAUUCCAACGUGAAGAACUUCGUCAAAAAAGGCACUUGGAGCACGGAUGAAGACCGGAUGAUCUUGGAUCACGUGGCAGAGCACGGUUCGUCGAGCUGGACAGAGCUCGCCAAGAAAAUACCGAGGUCUAGAGGCCAGCUGAGGCAGCGCUACAGCGUAAUCAAAACGUUUCUCGAGCAGCAUCCCGAGGCUGGCAUCGAGGACGUGAAGAGGCGGAAGCAUAAUUGGAGCGCCGAGCAUCAGGACUUCAUGAUUCUGAGGCAAAUCGCUGAUCAAUUCAAAGACAGCUCUUUCAUACCAACAAUAAAAGACCUCGAGAAGCACUUGAAGUCCAUGAGACGCAACGGCUACACGAAACCACUCGACAGCCCACCUAACAGCGAUUUUUCAGACGAGUUCGAGCAAGAAGAAGAAGAAGACAUCAAGGACGUCGACGUCAUGCUGACGAAUUUCUUCAGCAACUCGUUCAAGCCGGGCGUCGACAAUAAGUUCUUCCCCACAGCUGUGAAAAAUGCCGUCGAAGACAUUGAAGUGUUGCUGGACACUCUGAACGUCAAGCUGGACAUUCCUGAAAAGUUGCCGCAGUCCAGCCGCUUGGACUGCUUCGAUCUGGAGAUCCUAACGGCGCUCAGACUCAGGCGGAGUGGAAGUAGGGGUGGACACCUGACGGGUCUAGUCCCUCCCAAUCUGUUUUCGACCAUCGGGUUGCGCAGCCUGCUCAUAAAGAACCUCCACUUCAGGAACUCGCCGAAAGAGAUCUUCGUCAAGUUGGAUCCCUUCACUCGCUCAUCCGUCAGCCGGUCCAAGUUCAAGAUGGUCCAGAAUCUGGCCGAGAUGACGCCGGAGCAACAGGCGCUGGUCAAGGUGGACAGGUCUUUGUUCUACCAGAGGUUCUACUCGCUGUUCAAGUGGCCCUCUCUGUUGACGCUCGAAGGUCCUUCACCUGAACUAAGGGAUAUCACGGAAAAUAUAGAGGAAUUAACCGUUCCUCCGCUCAAACGAACCUACAGCAGGGCGAAUCGGACGGAAACGAACGACGUGAAGAGGCCGAGAUUGGUCGAGCUCAUGCCUCCUCCUGAAGCGCCUCAGAAAACGACACCCGCCAAGGCUAAGCCGUCCCUGAAACUCAAGCCGGUGACUGACAAGAGCGUCAUCGCGAAUCUUUUGCAGGACAGCAGCAAAAAGUUGUUCUACUUCGAUAAGGUUCGGUCUGGCAAGGGAACGAAGACUGUGAUAAAAGAGCUGAAACUCAACAUAAUAGUGCCAAAGAACCAAUCUCAGCAACCUAAAAACAAUAUAAAAACGCUGCCUCAAACAACUUCUACUUCGACAAUAACAUCAAGCAAUAGCAACACAACAGAAGACAUUCCAUUUGCAACCAAAUCUAGUCAGAGACAGGACUCAACUUCCACUUCAACAAUAACCUCCAGUGAAUUUUGUGAUGACACAAAAGAAGAAAACCCAGUCGUAAGUGAAUCUAGUCAGAGGCAGAGUUUCGAAAACGGUUCUAAUUCUUUGCCGACUGCUCCCGUUUUCACUGACGAUAAACAGUUUGAGACUGAAAGAGGUGACGAAAACAGCAUUGAUAUGUUGUCGGAGUGCGGUUCAAAUAUGUCAUUUCCCAGCAGUACGGACGAUGUUGCUGAUUUGGCCAAACUGGAGUCGGUUCUGUCAGGAUACUCGCAGUCGAAGUCAGAAGAUGGGGAUUUCGACGAUUUAUAUGACUUGGACAAGUUGAACAUAUUUUUGAAGAGAGAACAAGACGAGAAUGAGGGCAGUGAUUCUGAUAGUGAAAUGUCUUUCACUCUGUGAUAAAUGUUGUGAUUUGAUAUCAGUAUUGUUUUUAAGCAUUUUUAUCCAAUAGAAUUUUUUUCAUUUAUUUAUUUUUGCUGUACAGACGGAUUUUACAGCUUGAGACGAUCAUUCAGGGGAAGAAUUUGGAAUCGUGGCUGACGGCUCCCGAAACUGUGGCCAAGUCAUCUUCUUGAUUAUUGGCCUUAAUUAUAGGGACAUCCGGCCAAGAAAGUUAGUUUUUUUUAUUGCUACCAAACUCAAUUCAUUUUAUUUUUCAUAGUUGUUAAGAACACAAAGUUUUGUUAUAAUAAAAUGUGAAAAUUA